Molecule: messenger RNA, 435 nt
Organism: Nicotiana tabacum (common tobacco)
Lineage: Eukaryota; Viridiplantae; Streptophyta; Magnoliopsida; Solanales; Solanaceae
Product: alpha-crystallin domain-containing protein 22.3-like
Cellular component (GO): nucleus
Source: RefSeq, a predicted model, not a curated record
AUGUCUGAGUACUUGAAUAUGUAUAUAGAAUAUCCCUUUUCAUACCAACCAGAUGAUGUCGUACAAACUGGAGCAGCCAUAGAGGGGAGACCAGGAGUUCCUACUGAUCCAGUGACUGUCAGCAUUAGUGAAUAUUCAUACAAGUUUAAGGUGAUCCUACCGGCUGUCACGAGAAACAUGUGUGAUGUGUCAGUUGAUAUUCUGUUUAAUGGGGAAGUGGAGGUAGAGGGGAGAGUAAAUGCUGGUGUAGUAACAAGCACUUGGGCACCAGUUUCAUUCAAUAGAAGAGCGCGAAGGGUAACUCCUCCAGGUCACUUCACUAUCACUUUCACUUUACCAGGACCUUGUGAUACCAACUUUGCAACAGCCAAGCUAAACUCAGAUGGUGUUAUCGAAGGAGUUGUGCUUAAAGAUGGGAUGUGUAAGGCUCAUUAG